Messenger RNA from Cuscuta epithymum, 1040 nucleotides. The record is from the annotation of a GenBank genome assembly. NCBI's taxonomy places the organism in Eukaryota, Viridiplantae, Streptophyta, Magnoliopsida, Solanales, Convolvulaceae.
UACACUACUACACUAGUUUGAUGAAAUUUCCAAUUGGGGGCCACGGGUGUUUUAAAAGAUUAAUCUCCGUGAUAAGGAGCGGCAAUUUCUGGGUUGCUGAGAAGUGAGAAUGGCAGGGGCUGCAGAAGAACCCGCAAACUGGGAAGAGCUUUACAACAUCAAUUUGAUGCCUUCUGAGUUGUUUCUCAAGUUCAGGAAGGAACUGGAAGGCUUUCGUGUUGGCCUCAAUCUGGAGUUUUAUAAUGCUCCAAGCAAUGAGUACAUGGCAAAACUGGUUUUGAAGCCUUCAUCCCCUGAUCGGCUAUGGAAAUUCAUCUAUGAGCCUUUACAUCAUGAAGUCCGUGUUCUUUCUACAAAGAUCCCUGUGACAAAGUUUUUGAAUCUUCAGGUAGGAGUAGGCCAUAGCUUUCACUCACAUGCAAUUGGCUGGAAAUGGAAGCUCAGUACUUGCUUCGGUGGAGAUGGCAUAUCUAGGAUUCAGAAUAAGACAUCACUUGGCUUGUGUCCAGGUGUUGAUUUCCGUUUUGGGUGGAAAGCGGAUUAUGCUCUUCCAGAAAUGACUGGGGCUUUAGGUACUGAGGAGCCAUUAUUCAACAUGAGUUCUGGACGGUUACAAGCAUCACUUGAUAGAGUUGAGAUGAUUUUUACUCACUAAAGAAUUUUACUAGCAAACAUGAUCGAAGCUCUAAUUUAUGCAGCAAACAUGAUCAAAGCAGUGACUCUCCAUAGCACUUAUAUUUUAGUCUCAAUGACUCCAACGUAUGUGGGAGCCUUUGUGGCAUUGGAGUAAUGAUGAUAAUGAUGGUUUUAGUCUCAAUGACAUUCUUGAUUUAUGGAUGGCAUUAUGCAUGUAUAUGUUCGAUCAUAAGACAACAAUUUCAUAUGAAGUUAGUACAUUAGCUAGCUAGUUAUUGUCUUUUGUUCCAAGAAUAUUUGGAAUGAGAUCAGAUUGAAUGGGUAACUCUUUUCCCAAAUUGGUUGAUUAAAGAACAUUUCUAAAAUUUCAAGUUCAAUGACUCAAUCAUAAGGCAAUAAUUUCA